Messenger RNA from Aaosphaeria arxii CBS 175.79, 540 nucleotides. RefSeq names its product rotamase-domain-containing protein. Gene Ontology annotation, cellular component: nucleus; cytosol. Bases 1 to 540 code for a protein of 179 amino acids. The record is from RefSeq and is a predicted model, not a curated record. The transcript has 4 exons. Lineage: Eukaryota; Fungi; Ascomycota; Dothideomycetes; Pleosporales. Gene Ontology annotation, molecular function: peptidyl-prolyl cis-trans isomerase activity; protein binding.
AUGCAAUCCUCUUCAGAGACUGGCUUGCCCGCAGGCUGGGAAGUCCGCCGUUCCAACACUAAGAACCUCCCCUACUACUUCCACCCCGAAACCAAGGACUCGAGAUGGGAGCCACCGGCAGGUACAGAUCCUGAGGCGCUCAAGAACUACAUGGCUGCACAUCACAGCACCAAGGGAAUCUCGACGAGCAACCUCUCGGGAACGGAAGGCAAGAUCAGGGCGGCACAUUUGUUGGUGAAGCACAACGGAAGCCGUCGCCCUGCUAGCUGGCGCGAGCCCAAGAUCACGCGCAGCUUGGAUGAAGCGCGGGAUCGCAUAAAAGGAUUCCAGGACCAGAUCUCCAGUGGAGCCUCUCUUUCCGAGCUCGCGACCACAGAAUCUGACUGCAGCAGCGCGCGCAAAGGAGGGGAUCUUGGGUUCUUCGGAAGGAACGACAUGCAGAAGGAGUUCGAGGAGGCUGCAUUUGGCUUGCAGCCAGGCGAAAUUAGCGGAGUCGUACAGACUGCCUCCGGGCUUCAUCUGAUUCAAAGGUUGGAUUAA